Messenger RNA from Procambarus clarkii (red swamp crayfish), 2307 nucleotides. RefSeq names its product mucin-22. The record is from RefSeq and is a predicted model, not a curated record. NCBI's taxonomy places the organism in Eukaryota, Metazoa, Arthropoda, Malacostraca, Decapoda, Cambaridae.
AGAUAGUGUUAUCAUUAACCUUACUAUACCUGAGGCAAAAGUGAAGUAACCCUUGUGACCAACACAUCUCCUCACAAGUUUCUUUAGAAUUGUGUAACGUCUUUACAUCAGACCCAACACUAGAGACUUCACUGAGGGAAGUCUGAAGACAAAGCAAGUACAAGUAUGAUAAAAGGCACCAAACCGAAAGAUUCUAGCACCGCGAAGCUCUUAUUUAUUUAAAGGAUAAGCAAGUUUAGCUCCUUGCUCAGGCCGUCGAGAAGCGAGAGGUCGCAUAAGGUGAAAAAGUUACACGAAUGCCACCAAGAGAAGUGCUCAGGCGCGUAAAACGAGGAAAAGUGGCCGAAAAGUAGGGGAUGAAACAGAAGUUAAAGAAACUUUAAGAUAGAUGGGAAUUUAACUGGAAAUGAAGAGAACUGAAAAGUAAGUAAAUCAACUGGAAGCGAGUGUCUGAGAGCUAAUUGAAGAAGACGGAAGGUUAAUUAUGAAAAAUGGGUCAGCAAGUAAACAAAAAAUGUGUCAAAAAGUCGACGACAGUGACAAUCGGUGAUGAAAAUGACCUGUGGUAAUAUAGUCUAUAAAGACAGUGCCAGUAGGCCAAUAUAUGUGACGAAGUCUGUUACCGUGACAAAAUAAAAGACUAAUGACAAGAAUUAAGGAAAUGUACAGGAAUGUAGUUAAAGAAAGUGAUGAAGGCAGCUGGAAGUUAAUCAAAUAUCAAUAUAUUAAAACUUACAAAGUGUGAAAAGUGACAAAGUUAAGAAUAUUCAUCGCAAGAGAAACUAGUGACGAAAUGUGUUAAAACUUGAUUGGAAACAAGCCAGGGACCGGAGGAGAUCAAGCCAGGGACCGGAGGAGAUCGAGCCAGGGACCAGGGGAAGGGGGCCGCCUGAGCCUCAUCUGCCGACAUGAUGUCGAUGGAAAUAAGCGACAGUAUAGAACUCAUCAGUGGCAGAAGGGGCAGCGGGCUGGUGAACUACUGGCGGACGAGGACCUCCCUGGAGAAGGCGCUGCUGGUGUCCACCGCGGCACUGGUUCUGGCGCUCUUAGGCUUCAUCAUUGGCGUGGCGACCCUCCGAGCUAAGGCUAGUGAUGACGCUCAAACGAUCCAGAAGUUGACUGACGACCUGCGUGUGUGUGAGGCUCAGGUCUUGAGCAGCACCUCGACCCCCGCUACUACCACCACCAUUAUGACGAGCAGCUGCAGUCCCACUACUCCCAGCAGCACUACUCCCAGCAGCACUACUCCCAGCAGCACUACUCCCAGCAGCACUACUCCCAGCAGCACUACUCCCAGCAGCACUACUCCCAGCAGCACUGUUUCCAGCGACACUACUCCCAGCAGCACUACUCCCAGCAGCACUGCACCCAACAGCACUACUCCCAGCAGCACUGUUUCCAGCAACACUACUCCCAGCAGCACUGCUUCCAGCGACACUACUCCCAGCAGCACUGUUUCCAGCGACACUACUCCCAGCAGCACUGCUUCCAGCGACACUACUCCCAGCAGCACUGUUUCCAGCAACACUACUCCCAGCAGCACUGUUUCCAGCAACACUACUCCCAGCAGCACUGUUUCCAGCAACACUACUCCCAGCAGCACUGUUUCCAGCGACACUACUCCCAGCAGCACUGCUUCCAGUGACACUACUCCCAGCAGCACUGUUUCCAGCGACACUACUCCCAGCAGCACUGCUUCCAGCAACACUACUCCCAGCAGCACUGCUUCCAGUGACACUACUCCCAGCAGCACUGUUUCCAGCAACACUACUCCCAGCAGCACUGCUUCCAGUGACACUACUCCCAGCAGCACUGUUUCCAGCAACACUACUCCCAGCAGCACUGCUUCCAGUGACACUACUCCCAGCAGCACUGCUUCCAGCAACACUACUCCCAGACACACACAGCCUUAAUCCUUUUACCCUGUCGUAGCUCAGUCGUUUAAGGCAGUGUCUGGGAUGCUCCCGGACGCAGGUUCGAAUCCUCGUCACGGCCCUUGUGGAUUUGUUCACUACUUCCAGCAGCACUACUCCCAGCGACACUACUUCCGGCGACACUGCUCCCAGCAGCAGCAUUACGCCCAGCAGUGGUCCCACGACAAGCCAAUGGCCAGCAUCAAGCUAGGAAUCGGUCUAAAGUUCUAUCGCACAUUUUACAUCCAAGAUCCCUAGUGACCCAAGUCUUGUAUAGGGAUCUAGAUGAAGUAAAGUGUAAAGUGUGUGGACAAAGACCGGGACACACACUCGAACACUAUAUCUUGGAUUGUAGUAAAAUUGAGCCAUUUAGAGAUAAAUCUAAGCUCAAGCU